Messenger RNA from Hypomesus transpacificus, 5659 nucleotides. It is a transcript of the gene sertad4, whose product is annotated as SERTA domain containing 4. Bases 615 to 1610 code for a protein of 331 amino acids. Gene Ontology annotation, cellular component: nucleus. Lineage: Eukaryota; Metazoa; Chordata; Actinopteri; Osmeriformes; Osmeridae. The record is from RefSeq and is a predicted model, not a curated record. The transcript has 4 exons.
AGACUCGGCACUGCUGAAUCAAAUGGAAAAUACAUUGCAGAUGACUGGGCUCGCUCCCUCCCUAAUGCUUGUCUUUGUCGGAUGUCGCCACAUCAAACCCUGUGCAUAUGUCAUUCUAGAAGGGGACUACAGCAAGAACAGAACAGAUUUGAAAAAAUUAUUGACAGAGGGAUGGGGCGACGUCGGUGUUCUCUCCAGACGUUUACAACUCUCCUUCCAAAAGAAGACGCUUUUGCACAUUGCGAGCGAAGAUUAUCUUACUUGCUGCUUGGAAACCGAACCUACAUGCACUACUAGAAGUUACAAUGAACCAUUCUCUCUUUAUUCUACUACGGAAAAAGUGUUAAGUAGGCAACAUGAUCGACCUUUUGCUUUUCUGAAGAAAGCGCAUAGGUGUAUGUGACGGUGACAUAUAUGAGACAAGUCGCGCGCAUUAGGAUACAUUUUGUCAUCCGUGUUGCGAUAAUGUGACGACGGUCAUCGUUUUUUUUUCAAAUACCAAAAAUAUUAGGAUAUAUAAAUAACCUAUAUAUUCACUUUGCUACAACUGCACAAGUGGGGACAAGAAGGCAACGUCGACCAACUCAAAGGAGCAGACCAGAGAGGACUGAGAGAUGACCCAAGUCUUGUCAGUAAAGCCCUCCCUGAACCCAGAAGGGGACCCCCUUCUCCUGCAAAACCAGCACUUACGGGAGCACUGCAUCAAGACCUCCAAAGCCACUCCCAUGGAGUCAGGGGGCCCUAACAAGCAGCUGGUGGAGGAGCUCCCCUGUAGGCGAGUGCCAGACCAUGUGACUAUGUCGAGGAUUGCCUAUAUUAAGAGGAAGUAUGUGGAAGAUGAAGACUCAUACAUCACUUUUAGGAGCUACUGUAAAACUAUGGCACCGGUGGUCGAGGAGCGCGCCCAAGUGCUCCGGCUUUCCCUGGAAAAACUGCGUUUCAUUGACUACCCUGAGGCCUUCCUUCGGCGCUCUGUCCUGGUCAACAACCUUCUGCAUCGCCUCCGUGCAGAGAUACUGCUCCAGAGCGACUGGGGCCUACCACAGGACCUGAGGGUCCCUGCCGCCUUCCCCUCAUAUCUCAUCGCACCAGCUGAUGCCACCACGCCCUACCUGGCCUUUCAUGGUUCUCUGCCCCCGCCCUGCCUGACCGCACAGGGACCCCCCUUACGCAAGCGGUUCCGGCUGAUCCGUAGAGGGGAGCUUCAGCCCGAGUGUGUCCAGACUUGUGGCUGCCUCUACACGGCUGUAGCAGACCAAUACCUCCAUUUACCCUUUUCAGCGUCCAAAACUGUGGCUAACAGCUGCUCCUCUGCCCCGCACCCCGCCUCUUCUUCGUCCCCCUCUAUCUUCCAAAUAGGGUCUGGUGAGAAUAGACUGGGAGUGGAACUCGAUGUAGAGCGCGAUGACGGCGAUGAGGAAGAAGAAGAGAGAGAGGAGGAAGAGGACAGGGAAAUGAGAACAGCUAGACUUCACAUGGCAUCCAUAGAGUGGCCAAGGCCAAGGAGCAGGACUAGGACCUUACGACUAAGAAGAAGAAGAAGGGAAGCAGGGGAGGGUGACAGGGGAGAAGUGACGGGGGAUACAAAGGGUGACUUUACUAGAAACUGAGUAGUCACAGAGGGGGACUUGUUGAGAUUUAUGCGGUCCUUGUAAGAUUAUUAAAAGGAACUACUCUCUGGUAAAGUUACUAUGUUGGGAUUCAAAUACUGUAAGUGAGCUGCAGCUUAGCUUUGCACUGUCUCUAUAAACCCCCUCAGUACAAAAGAGGAAUUAAGGCUCCCCUAUUGGUAAAUCUGGACCUUAAACUGUCUACGACAUCGACCAAAUGUAGCAUAUUAAAACUUCAUAUUUAAAGCAGUUUUGAACAGGUUUGGCAUCAAAGUAGUUCCUGAUGAUUGGUAUAGGCAGAUGUAGUUAGCAGGAGUUUUAGGCUUUUGACAUGUUGACAAGGAUGAGACUGUAUUCUAUGCUGGAGCAAACUAUUUUGGGAAUUGCUGUGAGACAAAACAGUCCAAACAAAACACCUGUUUUUCACCAACAACAAAAAAAACACGUGGUGCCUUUUUAUUUUUGUAUAUUCUUCUGUAAUAGAGUACUGUUCUGUGCUUGUUCUUGUGACUAUGUGUCUUGCAUUUCAAGUGACUGCAUCACACCGAUACCAAAGGACUCGUAAAAUAGCUGGAAAACUAUUCUCUGAAAGAUUCCUAUUCCGCAGCCGUGAGGUCACUGCACUUAACCGUAUGCUUGACCUUACUUCAUGUCAAAGCACAACCUAACCCAACAAAUGAAAUGCAGCCUAUUGACCUGGUUUGAGAAUUAGUAGUUUUUGAAGAACAUUUUAGAAUUGACAGAAAAUCCCUACUUCAGGGGAUAACUCAAUUUACUUGUACUUCGGAGCCCACUAAAGUAAAUAAUUGAAAUGUACUUUUGAAUAUGUUGCACAGCUUGAUAUUUAACUCAGCAGAGAAGCAAAGUGCAGAAUUGCUUGUUUGAGUUAAGGCAGUCGACCGCUGUGGUUGAUCAAUCCCAGUGUACAAUUUAUACAAGUGUUUGUAACAGAACAUGUCAUUAAUUUACAAUCAUAGAGCUAGUACAGUAACAAACUGGUCAUAUAAUGAAACCCCCCAAAAAAUAAACAUUUGACUUAAAAGAAAGUCUACAGACAUUUGUAAAGAUAUAACUAUUUCAACACACGAAAUGUCUGUAGGUCUUUACUCCUGUGAGUCCCUCUGCUCUACAUAAUGGAUAGGAUCCUUACCUUGUCAUUACAAGUUAGUUUCCUUCUAAUUACUUAAAUUGUGUCUGUAUGAAUCACCAUUUGUAGAUAAGAGACAUGGAAAAUAGGGUUUGACAAAAUUGAAAUAGUUUCACAUAAAUGUUAGUUUUGCAUGCAAUUUUGUUUUUGUAAUUUUUGUUGUUUGCAUAGUGCUUUCUGGAAUCUUAAUUUUUUUUUUACAAAGUCAUGCAAAAGGAAAAAAGCAAUACACAUAUUUCAAGAUAAGAUUUGAAGUUUCAGAAAGACAUGAUUGCUUUGUCUUUACAAAACAUUUUACAAAAUAAAGCUAUUUUGACGUAAUUUCUUUGUUUGAAAACUGUUCUAAACAAAUAAAAGGAUUUUGAGUUUCAUAUUUCUAAUGUCAAUUUUUCUGAACUGUUUAAUGUUUAGCCUGAUACAUUACAGGUGACAGGAUAAGGAAAAACCUAAAGUAUAAAAACAAUACAGAUAUUAGCCGCGUUUCCCAGAUUCGUUAAGAAGCUCUUAACGCUAAGAGCUUCUUAGGAACGUUCUAAGAGCGUUCUAGGAAAUGCAGCCAUUAUGGGUGUGCUGCUGGAUCAGUCAAACUCCAUUUUUGAUCAUGAUAAAAGGUUCUGUCUUUGAAAAAUAAUUAAUUAUUGGGGAACAGAUGCAAUGAGCUUCAGUUACAAAGACUGCAAAGUCGCUAGUGUUUCAAGAGGAAAAGUGACUAUAGUGACUGAAUUUAGAUAGGAAAAUCCAUCUGUAAAUAUAAUUUUUUUACUGUUGAUAAAGUAGUUAAGGUCAGUUUAAAAUUUUGUCAGUCUGCCAACAACUGCAGAGACCUGCAUGCUUGACCCAUCUCCCCUUCAUUGUGUCAGCUCUCAUUUUGCCUUUUUAUCUUGAUCUGUCUCUCUCCCUCUCCUUCACUCCUCUCCCCACACACACACAAACAUCCUGCCAGCUCCUAAAGCAUAGGGACCCACGGUUUUCAUCAUGCACGUACACACACACACACGUGCCAGACCGUGGAAGAGGGGAGCUGUCAUUUGUCAACAAGGAACUUGUCGGAAGCUCAUUGUUGCUAUGGGAACUGUCUGUUGGCAAGGUCUGGUUUUGCAUCACAAGGCCCUCAAAUAGGUUCCAAAGCCUCACAGGUCUCUUACCCCUCUGUAUAUCCAUCCAGCUUACCUCCUCUGAGCUCAGUGUCAAAUACAAUGCCAGUCUCUCUUUUGCCAUCAUCUUUUUUUCCAUUUAUAUUCACGUAUGUUUAUUUUAGCCAAAACUACAGACUAGGGCACCCUCAGCCCACUAACCCCUUAUGUCUUGUAGUGAAUGUUGUUAAUAAUGUCACAAUUUAGCAGAGGUUUUUAUCUAACGUGACAUACACACACACCAAAUUUACCUGUGCGCACCAUCUCCAUUUAACAUUGAAUCACUUAACAAACAGCUCAAUCACACUCUGAUUUAAGGCACUGGCAUCACAGGCACUGAACUAAUAUGUAUAAUGGAAGCUGGAAUUGUAGUGAUCGUUAAUGCCGUUAAAAUGAAACAUUCUGUACCACAUGAACAAUGUUACAAAAGCAAAUGGUUGAUGCUUAAUGUUUUGAUUCUCUUUUAACAUAGGAGCAGUAGUAACAGUAGUAAUAUUCUAAAGUAGUUUCAGUAAAAUUACUGAAAACUGUUUUAGUAAAAUCUAUUUGAAAGUAAAUGUUUUCCCCAAAAAUCUGAAAACGAUACAUCUUUGGACUGUGUGUGUUAACCACACUUCUUAUCACAAGAAAUGCAAAAUGAAUGGCGACUAAACCAUUUCAGUUUCUUGCUUAACUGGUUCCUUUUGGGUCAAGCAAGCCAUUGUAUUUGCAUAAUCCUUAGACUUUAUACUUUUGUCCUUGGAACUACUUGGACAAAAACAAAGGGAAAGUCAAACAUUAAAAUGUUAACUGAAAUGAAAAGCAUAACUCCUAUAACUCUACAUAACUCCUAUAAUCUAUGACUGUGAUAAAUUUGAGCUUUACAUUCAGUAUUGUAUGAAAGAAAAGAAAGACAUUUAAUCCAGUAGAGAUGGAUACAGCCUUUGGUUCACAUACACAGAGUAAAGUCAGACUUUCGGAGGGAUAACCGGUACCUGUGCUAGUGGAUUACUUAAUGUAUUACUUAACAAUACAAAAUAAUCAGGCAGACUAAACCAUUGAGCCAAUGUACAUUUGAAAUGUACAGAGGACAUCAAAGCACAUCAUUAAAUUCCAGAGAAAAGCCUAAGAUUAGAGUUUACAUUCUGUAAUAUGAGUAGACAUUUGGGGACAGGAUGGGGUGCCAAAUCAGUUCAAAGAAAGACGAAGAAGGAAAAACUAGCAAAUAGCUUUUCUUUGUCCAAUCUCCUAAGAGACGGGCUGUUAUGUAAGAGUAAUCUCAAUGGUCACACCCUGAUCCCACACAGAAUGUUAAGAAAAUUGUAGCGGGAGGGUAAAUGAGUUCAGAAUUAUGAAAGGAACAAAAAGGCUAUUCACCAUGUCACCUGAACUAGCAGAAGGGGAAAAGCAUCAGUUACAGGUUGAAAGGCUUGAAAUUCUUUCAUUUUGAUCAAGUAUAAUAUAUAUUAAAUAUAUUAUACUUAAUAUUCUCUUAUAUAUAUAUUAAAUCUGGUAACCAUUGUUGGAACAGGAGGAUGAUGUAUAGAGCCAAUCCCAAAGAAUCACUUAAAAUUAGUCAAAUAUUCUUGUCACACGGGAAAACAGAAAAUAUGAGUGACAUGUUUUAAUCAUAACAUGGAUAUUUUACAAGACAGCAAUGAUUCCAUAGUCAGGAUUAAGGACCCUAAAUAUAUAUAGCAAUUUUGUGGAAAAAGUGGAUGCAGGGUUACACUAGAUUUAGUCUACAAAGGACAAAGUAAUGCAACAUAGAAAAUAAAAUGCUGUAGGGA